Molecule: messenger RNA, 1612 nt
Organism: Erythranthe guttata (spotted monkey flower)
Lineage: Eukaryota; Viridiplantae; Streptophyta; Magnoliopsida; Lamiales; Phrymaceae
Product: pentatricopeptide (PPR) repeat-containing protein
Molecular function (GO): protein binding
Source: RefSeq, a predicted model, not a curated record
CGCGCAUAUCUUCAGAAAAAAAAAUUAAAAGAAAAUGGCUUCAAUCGGUGGAAUUGCCGCCGUCGGCAACUUGUGGUUGACCAAUUGUUCGUCUUCCAAGCAGUGUAUUUUUCUCGCAACCCUUAAACCCAGAAACCCAUCAUCAUCAUCUCACACAAGAAUUUUAAUUCGCGACAACCCAGAUUAUUACUAUUCCGUACUCGGGAGAAGAAUCAGUAGCAAAAUAAUUGGCCAUCGUAAUUUAGGAGCCCGUAAUUCAGUUCAAUUGGACGCGGCGUACAUCACAAGCGAGGACGAGGACGAAAUGGGGGAAGGGUUUUUCGAGGCGAUCGAGGAGCUGGAGCGUAUGGCCCGGGAGCCCUCGGACGUGCUCGAAGAAAUGAACGACAAGUUAUCGGCCCGCGAACUCCAGCUAGUGCUCGUUUACUUCGCGCAGGAAGGGAGGGAUUCGUGGUGCGCGUUGGAGGUGUUUGAGUGGCUGAAGAAGGAGAAUAGGGUCGAUAAGGAGACCAUGGAAUUGAUGGUGUCGAUAAUGUGCACGUGGGUGAAGAAGUUGAUCGAGGGGAAGAACGAAGUGGAGGAUGUCGUUGAUCUUUUGGUCGAUAUGGAUUGCGUCGGUUUGAAGACGAGCUUUAGUAUGGUGGAGAAGGUGAUUUCGUUGUACUGGGAGGCGGGGGAGAGAGACGGGACUGUGUUGUUCGUGAAGGAGGUUUUGAGGAGAGGGAUAUCGAUGCGGUUGGAUGGUGACGAGGGGAAAAAGGGUGGGCCCGCCGGUUACCUUGCUUGGAAAAUGAUGGAGGAAGGAAAAUACAGAGACGCUGCCAAAUUAGUGAUUCAUCUCAAAGAGUGCGGAUUAAAGCCAGACGUGUACAGCUACCUAAUCGCAAUGACAGCUGUCGUCAAAGAGCUCAACGAAUUCGCAAAAUCCCUCCGCAAGCUAAAGUCCUUCACAAAAGCCAACCUAGUCGCCCACCUCGACCCAGAAAGCCUCCACCUCGUCCAAGAUUACCAAAACGACCUCCUCUCCGACGGCCUCCAUCUCUCCAACUGCAUCCUCCAGGAGUGGGGCCCGCAGUUCCACGGCAUGGUCCACGAGCGCCUCCUCGCCAUGUACAUCUGCGCCGGGCGAGGCAGCGAGGCGGAGCGGCAGCUGUGGGAGAUGAAGCUAGUUGGGAAAGAAGCCGACGCUGACCUGUACGACAUUGUGCUCGCCAUCUGCGCUUCGCAGGGGGAGACGGGUUCGAUCGGACGGCUGAUGGCGCGCGUGGACUGCGUGGGCGCAUUGCGGAGGAAGAAAACACUUUCGUGGCUUUUGAGGGGUUAUGUCAAGGGGGGCCAUUUCAAGAAAGCUGCCGAGACUCUUGUUAAGAUGCUGGACUUGGGGUUUUUCCCGGAGCUUUUGGACCGGGUUGCGGUUAUGCAGGGGCUGAGUAGGAGGAUUCAGUUGCAGGGGAAUGUUGACACGUAUUUGACGCUUUGUAAGCGUCUUUCGGAUGCGGGUUUGAUCGGCCCUGCUCUUGUUUAUGUUCAUAUGAGGAAACAUAAGCUUUGGGUUAUUAAAAUGCUUUGAGUUUUUUUUUUGAGGAGGGAGCUUAUAUAUUAUAUAUAUAUA